Messenger RNA from Peromyscus leucopus (white-footed mouse), 5856 nucleotides. RefSeq names its product SAP30 like (gene Sap30l). NCBI's taxonomy places the organism in Eukaryota, Metazoa, Chordata, Mammalia, Rodentia, Cricetidae. The transcript is spliced from 4 exons. The record is from RefSeq and is a predicted model, not a curated record. Gene Ontology annotation, biological process: regulation of DNA-templated transcription. The coding region runs from base 454 to 1002 and encodes 182 amino acids. Gene Ontology annotation, molecular function: protein binding; transcription coregulator activity. Gene Ontology annotation, cellular component: histone deacetylase complex.
GGCGGGCGGCGGCCGGGGCGGCCCAGGGGCUGCCGCGGGGACUCGGGGCGCCGCCGAGCGGCAGGGCGCUGGGGCGGGCCGUGAGCACCGCGGGGCCCGGACACGGCAGGUUCGAGGCCGGGCCCCGCGCGGGGAGCCGCGGGGUGGAGACUUUGCGGCGCGGCACAGAGCAGGCGGGAGCCGGCGGGGGCCUCGGGAGCCCCAGGGCGGCCGGGCCCGGAUCCCGGGGGAGCCUCGCGGGCCCGGGCCGGAGCCUCGGCGUGUGCAUCCCCGGCAGGGCCCGGGCUGCAGGAGCACAGAGCAGCCGGGCCUCGCGGAGCUCAGAGCGCGCCUGACCCGGGGCGCACCGUGGGACUCGGGCGCGGGGCUGGCGGAGAGCUGCCCCGCGGGGCUCACAGCAGCGGAGUGGCCUACAGGGGCCCUCCCCCGGAGGGGCCGGGCCGGGGCGGGGAGAUGAACGGUUUCAGCACCGAGGAGGACAGCCGCGAAGGGCCCCCUGCCGCCCCCGCCGCCGCCCCGGGCUACGGCCAGAGCUGCUGCCUCAUCGCGGACGGCGAGCGCUGCGUCCGGCCCGCGGGCAACGCCUCCUUCAGCAAGAGGGUGCAGAAGAGCAUCUCGCAGAAGAAACUCAAGCUGGACAUCGACAAGAGCGUAAGGCACCUGUACAUCUGCGACUUCCAUAAAAAUUUCAUCCAGAGCGUCCGGAAUAAACGGAAGAGGAAGACAAGUGAUGAUGGCGGAGAUUCCCCCGAGCAUGACACUGACAUUCCUGAGGUUGAUCUGUUCCAGCUGCAGGUGAACACUCUCCGACGCUACAAACGGCACUACAAGCUGCAGACCAGACCCGGCUUCAACAAGGCCCAGCUAGCAGAAACUGUGAGCCGACACUUCAGGAACAUCCCCGUGAAUGAGAAAGAAACGCUCGCCUACUUCAUCUACAUGGUGAAGAGUAACAGGAGCAGACUGGACCAGAAAUCGGAGGGCAGCAAGCAGCUGGAGUGAGGCACCGGCGGCCAGAGGAGGCGGAGGUCUUGGUGAGAGGACAGCGGUGCGAUGCUUGAUGACAGGUGGUGUCUGCACAUCUCAGCCCAUAAGGACUGUUCACGUCUACUGUAAAUAAAGUUUGAAUGAUGGAUACUGUAAAUCUCUCUGUCAGGAGGAUUAUAUUCUUACAGGUUAGCAUGUAUAUAGAAAGACUUUCACUGCUCAGACUGGAAAACAGUAUCAUAAAAGGAAUUUUAAAACCAUGUCUUGAAUACUCAGCAAAGCUUUAAAUCAAUUCUCCUGGAAAUGCCGGGUGAUGUGCAUCUUGGCAGUCACCCUGCAGUACCGGGCAGCCAUGGGCGAGGCCCAGCCCUGAUGGCAUGGCUCAGUGACAGUGAGGCACAGAGUGGACCCACGUUUAGACUGACCGAUGCCCACUGGGGACACAGGCCUGCCGCUUUACUGCAAGUUUUGCCAUUUAGUAGCAAAUCAGUUUGACACUGGUCCCCCAGUGGCCCUGCGACCCGUCCACAGUGGGCACCCAGUGUGUGUUGGCCAGGGCUGUCACAGCCACGCAGCUUCUGCUUCUCUCCUCCCACCAGAGACCCGCCAUUUGUGUCCCACUCUGCUUACCCACCGGAGGCGGGGGAAACCCUGCCCCUCCACAAGGAGCUGAGGAUGCAGAACUGGCUGCUGCGAUUCUAGAAUUGACACGCAGAUGUCACAGGCUGAUGGUGGUGGUGCAUGCUUUAGUCCCACCACUCAAGAGGACAAGGCAGAAGGCCAGAGAGCUCCGGUGUAAGCUCGGCUAAAGACCCUGUUGCAGAAACAAAAUGGUGAACCUUGGGAUGGCCCAUCGGGUAAAGGCACUUCCUGCCAAGCCUGAUGAGCUGAGUUCAGUUCCUAGCCAUAUAGUGGAGAGAAUUGACUCCUGCAAACUGUCCUCUGACCUGCACACACACAGUCGAUAAAUACUUUUUUAAAGGUUUUAAACAAAACCAUAUCCCUCCAUGAGAGUCUUCUGCACUUUACCCAGAGUGAGGUAUAUACCAUAACCCACUGUGCGCCUGGCAGGGUGUGCUCUGACAGAGAGAUGGAGGGUCGAGGCUCAUGUUUUCUGUCUUCAGUUCACAACCUUCAGGAGAGCUGCCAAGGUCCCCGUGGGAAGAUGAUAUGUCUGGACUUGGCUCCUUGGCCUUGUGAGGCCAAAAAAAAAAAAAAAAAGUGUGGGCAGGGAGGAGACAAAAGUCACUGCCACCUGGUGCUCAAAUGAGAAAGUCAGAAUCCGCCUCCUUUCAGGGAGAAUGCUCGCUAAGGUCAUUUUUAAAGUAUUAAUUUUUCUCAUUGUUCAAGUCAGACUCUGCUGUCUAGUUAUGUCAGAACCAAAGCAUCCUGGGAGAGCAGAGCUUUCCUAUCCAAAGAUGUUUGCAGAAUCACCAGUCGGUGGGGCAAAGGACAUGGGUAGGAGGAUAAGAGAAAAGGAUUCCCAAGUUCUAACCAUCCUAGUGUAUAUUUGGUCAAAUGUCUUCUUUUCCUAUUUCAAUCCUGAGUUUCCCUUAAGCCUCAGCUAACAAGAGGACACCGGGGCCUGGUCCAGCAGCACCAUCUCAGCAAGCAGUUAACCCCACACUGAGUGAGUGAAGGUGUGUGUGAUGGUCUCCCUUCUGAGGAGCAGAACACCAUGCUUCUGUGGAAUGGGACGGGGGCCCCCAGUGUCACUAACUUACGGUGUGUUCCCAGAGUGCUCAAAAUGCAUGCCAAGCAGACUGCAGCCUGGUGGAGCGUGUGUAAAUAGGUGUAUGUGGAAUAUGAAAGGUGUCCUGGUUGCAAGCAAGGGCUGAGGAUGUGCCCACUGGGUGUUUUCUGUCCUCAACUCCAUGCAGAAGUCGGUCUCCCUGCCAUCACUGAUGGAGGCAAUGGGGGAGGAAGAGGGGGACCCAGGAGAAGCUGGUGUCUGAGGGCAGACGAGACCUUUAAUUUAACUGGCCCUGUGGAAAUGUCAGUGUCUUAUCAAGGAAGAAAAUGUAGCUUUCUGAUAUAUAAGCCAAAACUGUGGGCAUAUAAGUUGUAUCACUGUUUCUUCAGCGAUGAGUUUAGUUUCCUGUGGAGAGGCUUGCUUCUGUUUAAGAUCUGCCAUUGGGCUCCAUCUGUUGCCAUGACCAGAUCCAAGCUGGGGAGCAUCUGCCCUCCAACCAGUUCCUGUCCCAGAAUCCUUGUCCUCUGAUGCACGCAGCCUUAGAGAAGCAGAGGCCGGGCUAUCUUUUUCAACCUUUCAAACCAGAUCACCUGACAGAAAAGGCCAAGCUAUUCGAACUUACAUUUUCCUUAUGUCCAGAAGUCUGCUGUGUGAUCAAAGCAGCCAGCCUCUUGCCUCCCGUCUGCUGGCUAAGCCAUGGCGAAAGCUUGUUGUCUUCAAGAAGGGCUGAGGCCUGUCUUGGGGAGCAGCAGGGUUUGUUGAGAGAGCAGCGCUCAUCUCGGGUGCCUGUCUUCAUAUCGCCUGACCAUGCCUCUCACACCCCUCUACUCCCCCGCAAUCUGUGAUGGCGCAGCGUGGUCUUUUCUCUACUCGGUGCUCCUGGACAAAACUGGAAUUUCAAGUCCAGACUGGCAUGGCUUCCCACAGUUCCAUCCUGUCUCUGGUCUAGCCUGGUGUGGUUCUUCGGUGUGCCCUAAAGGUGAUCACAUGGAGACGUCCAUAGCCUACCAUUCAUACUGGGCUUUAAAUUUUUUACAAGGCGAAUGGACAGGCUUCUUGUAUCUCAUUUCAUGGAACAAACUGUGGGGAAAAAGGUCGUAGCCAAUCCUCAGGAAAGACAACAAACCAGAAUUCCAGGUGGGGUUGUGACUUGAGGGUUGGCGUCUGUGUGCUGCACGUCCCUGCCGUAGGUAGCGAUAAUCAUAGCAGCCUCUCAGAGAGCAGCUCUUAAUGUUGCAAGCAGAGCUUGUAGCUGCCUUUGUCGCUGUGCGUGUGUGAGUGCAUAGGAACUUCCUCUUCAUAUUUUGCCAAGUGACUGCCCGGUGUGUGGUAGUAGGAUAGCUUGUCCACUGUAGUGGGUGGUCCCGGGCAUAGUCCCAAAGAAGUGGCCUUAUCAACACCAUCCGAAGGCUCUCUGUUGUGUGACGGGAUCUAAAUAAGAGAUCGGAAGUCUUGAAUCCUCCCAUCCAGCUUCCCCAUUGGUGCUGACAUUCUCCCUACCCAUCUCAUCCAGGAAGCAUCUGUACUUGGCCACCUCCAAGGACAGAGAGCUCACUACCUCCUGGGGAAGACUCUUCUGUCAGUUAGCUUCUGGCUUCUCCGUGCUCUCAGAAAUUUGGGGGCCGUGUGAACAGAGUGGCUUAUUGGGCAAAGGACCCAGUCCCGAUACUGUUCCACACAUUGGAAGAACAGCUGGAUAUAACGUGUUUUGACUGCCUUUACCCCUAAGUUUUGGUCUUGGUUCCUUGUUGGAAAAUGUUGUAGAAACCCUUCAUGCCAAAGUUGCCAGCAGAGAAUCCUAGUCAUCGGAGGCCUUAGUCCCAUGCUGGCCACACAGAGUCUCAUGGCAUCUCUGAGGGGAACCCACAGCUGUAGCGUUUUAAACAGCACACGGCUUUGCCUGGAGUCUGAGGUCCCCAGGUUACUGAGGACUCGUGCCUUACGGUUCCCGUGAGGACUUCACCAGCAAAGCUGAAGUAGAUGGGAUGCCAGUUCCUCAGAGUCACUCAAGGUGGCUCUCCCAUCAGUUUUAGUGAAUUGGGGAAAUAAGUCCUAAGUGAUUUGCCAAGUUCACGUGUUAGUGAGGGGCCUUUGUGACCCGACCAAGUUGGUCGUUUGCAGGGUGACAGGUGAUCCGAGGUAAGCUGCCCUGACAUACCUCAGAGCUUAUCCCUGCCCCUCCAGGGCAGCUGAGCUCCUGGGAACAAACUCUUGCAGAAUUCCAGGUGGAAUGAUAGGGACUGCUGAGCUUAGCAAAAUGACUGGCCGAGGAGCAGACCCCCAGCCGGCUUGCCCGCCACAGCCCCCGGCUCCCCUGCCACCCAGGAUAGCUGUGAAUGUGGCCCACCACGGAAUCGAAAAUUUGAAGCAUUAUGAGAUUUGUUUUACAAUGUGUAAAACUCAGUUGUGGAGUUCUUGAGCAUAAAUUUUUUUUGUUGACAGUUAGGCCCAGAGAAGCCAAAGGUUGAGCCGACCCCUGUGGGAUGCAGUGUUAGCCUGCACCGCAUCCUUAUAAAGUAGGCUCUGCCUGUGAGCUCUGCCCAACUCCUGCCUGCCACCCUGUCUCUGAGGCUGGGUGAUGGCCCUGGCUCCAGGUCCCUGCUAACUAAGCAGGGCAGUCAGGUGAGGGGGGCAAUGAGCUCAGGCUCAUGCCCUAGGGACCUCGUGUGUUGGGGGGGGUGCCUUUGCGUUCUUUCAUUGGAUUGCAGACUGGUUCCAAGUUUAUGGUCAGGAAAAGUUUGAAAGUCACUGUGAUAUUUGAAGUGGGCAAAGUGGGCCUGGGGCUUCAGGCAGAGCAUCUCCGGUGGGUUCCUUCCCCCUGCUGCACCUCUGAACACAAAGCCUCCCUCCGCUUCCGGUCACGCGCCAUCCUUGCCUGCUUUCUAUUGCCUGUGAUGCCCAUUGGAGUGUCCUUGGGGAAUGGGGUUUGUCCGCUUUGUAACUGCCUUAUUGAAAAGUAAGUGCCCUUCCAUCCCAGGCCUCCGACUGUAUUUGUUUUCCUGCCAAACUUGGGGGGAGGGGGUCAUUUGUCUUUUGAUUUCUGUGCCUGUGGCUCUGUACUGUUGAAGGUCUCGAUUCUCUGGACUCUCCUUAGCAUGUAAGUGACUCCUGUCGCAGUGUCACACAGAUGGGAUGGCCCGACUUUUAUUCUCAAUAAAUGAUCUGAAUGAGCAAGA